GCGAGAGUGUGUUUGUAAUGGCAAACGUGCUUCUACAUUAAGAUCAAGGACCAUGACAACGCUCAAUGUGUCCACCUGGAGUGAGGAUCUUCGAUUUUUGAGCUCGUAAGACAGAGACGGUUAUGAACACGAAGGGGAAGAGGCAUUUCCUUCAAAUUUGGAGAGGCUCCAGAUCAUGAGAAGUUCUCUUUUCAUUGCCGCGUGUCGAGAGAGGCUCGAGGAGAGAAGCAACUGAGUUGUUGCUUUAAAAGAAUGCGUAUUAGCGAAAGACGGUCGUUUUGACCGUAGUCGGUGCCUCUGUGCUACUGUUGUACCGGAACCACCAGAGUGAGUUAAAAGUAUUAUGCUUCGUGCAUUUCCAUUUUCAAUUUUACCUUCAGAAGCACCACGAUCGGUUACAUACUAGUUUAGCCAGAAUGACCUCCACCCCUGCUGGGAUCAAUGUACCGACUGGAGGUGGUGGCAGUAGCUCCACUGGACCGGGUGCAGGUACGUUUGCCACCCACGCGGAUGUCGUGAACGUUUCCAAUGAGGGCCUUCAGAGGAUAGCAUUGGAGAAGCAGAAAAUCCUGUAUUCCCUGAAAAUUUACUGUCCCGCUCAACAUCGAAUUUGUCACGCAAAAGAUAAGGCAGGGUCUGCUUUUGUCAUGCAAAAAGUGAAUGCGGAUGCGCAUGCGAUGCUGAUUUUUCACGGAAUAUUCUCCAGAAGCUGCAGGAACAGUAUGUCCACCUGGUACAGACCAACCAGGGAUUAUCAUAUUAGAAAGUGUCCCUACCCCUGAACUUGGAAGAGUUUGUACAUGCAAAACUUCUCAAUGCCCGUCUAUGCAUGUAUGUAGUACAAAUUUUCAGUGCGUAAUGGCAAGAAGUGCAAAAGAGUCCAGCAAGAAGAGCCGGGCCUGUUUGCAUAUGUAGAAGAUGCGUUCUUGCGCCGCAGUCUAGAUUCUGCAUCGGAAACGAAAGACUGACGGUUCCCUCAUCAUGCGUAGAUAAAAAGUUUUUCAGUUGAAAACGAAAACCACAUGUGUAUCUUCAGAAACACAAACAUUAAUAAAAUUUCCGACUCCCGUGGGUAGGGCACUUUUCAUUGGGAUGGGGAUAUCAGGAGCUGACAGACCGCAUCACAAUGCUCGAAAAGCUGGUCCAUCACGCUGGCGAGGGAACGCAGCUUUUAAAGUCCGCAGCCCUGUGGGGCUUGUCGCACACGCUUCGGGACGCUUUCACCGAAGUGCGAAACCGAGAAGAGCGGGAGGCGUUGCAUAUCACCAGGAAAAAUGCCCCACCCGCCCAAAUCUUACAGAUAAAAAAUGCAGUUCGACCGAGCAAGUCGAAAGGCGAUUCUAUAAUUUUAUCGCAUCUCAUUCUCAUCGGCAGACGCAGAAGUUCUCAAAACGAAAUGCUCGUUGGCCUGGUGCUAUAGAAGAGUAGAACCAUCUGCCGCGUCCUCGGUCGUUCUCCGGCAAGAUGAGCAUCAUGUUGUUUAGCAGCAUCGUAGGCUGCUGGGUCUGACACUGACCUGCUUGGGCUAGUUGAGAAUGCGGGUGCUGUAAAAGACACGUUGUGACAGACAAGAAAUUGACUCGUGCACACAAAAAUAUGCGUCAAGAAAAAACGUUUUGCUUUUUGUUUGGAUGCUGGGAUUUUUCCUGGUGAUAUUGCAAGCGAAAGGAGACAUGGGCACCUUGGAUCAAGGUAGGCGUAGUAGAAGACGCAAAUCUUUGGCAACGAGCCACUUUUUCGUAGAUCACAUGCCAUGUCGGGAGCAGCGCAAUACUUGCUUAUGCUUUUUCUUUUUCUAUCUAAUAAAUUCUAAAUCUUUUUCUGCACGCAAACCCAAGUGCUGUCUGGGAAAAAAUCACAAAGGUGAACUGAGCCUGGCAAAUUAUGAAGUACCGACACGCUACGUGAUGGAUCCGCAGGAUACAACCAAGUUCACGCUCCGCUUGGACAAAACGGACGACAUGGUUCUUCCGAAGGUACAUACAAGAUAUCCUCGUAAAAUCAUAUCAGAAGCGUCACUCGAGAAGUAGCAGAUGAACAAAUCCUCGCAUGCGUUUAGACAGCGAGGUUCUACAACUUUUUGUAUCCAUCACGCGACUUUCGCGUUCCGUCUGUUGAUCCGUUUCCUAAACCAAAAUCAAUCAAGGCACGCGGCAACGACACACUUUCCGCUCAGUCGCAUCAGCAACCCAACCGCGCGUUUCACGCACAGGGGCCGAGUUUUGCCUCGCAGUACCAGUACCACGAAGGCCAGUACGUAUCGCGCGACCAGUUUUCGCGGAUCUUUGCCGAGCAACAGCAGAAUAGAUCUGGCUUGAUCGACGGUGGAGGUCUUGCCGAGACGCUAGCCAUGCCAUGA
Messenger RNA from Amoebophrya sp. A120, 2359 nucleotides. Lineage: Eukaryota; Dinophyceae; Syndiniales; Amoebophryaceae. The record is from the annotation of a GenBank genome assembly.